AUGAUGGAGGACUGCAAUGACACCACCAUCAUCAUCCCUUCUCUUCAGUUCGCCUCCCGUUAUCUCAGCCCCGCAGACGCGGACGGCUUCAACGCUGCCUUCCCAAAGGACAAGGUCGCCGAGAUUCAUGUCACGUUCAAAGCCCUCAUGAAGACUCCCGAAGACUCACCUCCCGAGGAGUCUGAAAUCAGCAAAGCUUGGCGCGACAUCGACAUGAACAUCGCGCGGUUAUGCGAUGACGAGCAUUUCUUCCACCUCUCUGAGUCGAAGGCGGACCGAGACGACAACGGCAAGAACAAGAUCGAUGCGAGCUUCCUUCCGAAUAACCUGAUGAAGUGGUACGAGAAGGACACCGCCAACUUCGCCAUCCAGGCCAUGUCGAUCAAGUUCAAGCGCGGCGGUACGAAGAAUGACCCCUUUGACGACCGCAGGGAGUACGACAACGAAUCUCUCGCCUUGUCGCGCAAGAUGGUCAGAGGUCAGCUCAUGGCCUACUCCGCCCGCCUCUUCCAUAAACAACACCGCAAGUGGCAUUUCCAGCUCCUCGUCAACGGCCGCGAAUUCCGUUUCCUCCGAUGGGACCAUUCCGGCGUGAUUGUUACCGAGGCCGAGGACUACGUCACUACGCUGGAGGACACCGAACAUCUCCUCAAGAUGUUAUACGGGUUCUCGAGGCUAAAUCGCAGCGGCAAGGGUUACGACGAUACCGUCGAGGAACUCUCUGACACCUCCGUCGGAUGGACGCGUAUGGGCCAGCUGACCAACCCCCACCCCGACGACAUCACACCGGACACGCGCGAGGCUAGCGCAGAAUACCACAUUGCUGCCGAGUUUCACCCAGAUAUCGCCGAGGAGCGCGUCGUGCAGUGGUUGAAGGACAAGGCCUUCUAUGCCGACCCUAGACGCGACGACAACAGGCAGACACCGCCGGACACGCACAUGCGUGAUUUGCGCUACCUCCCCACCUUCGACUAUAUACGCGCGAAGUUCAAAAGCUCAAUCGCGCCCGGGAAUCGUCGCUACAUCGUCAAGAUUGACGGCGGGAUAUUCCUCGUAGGCUCUCCGGUCUUCGUCGCGUUCGGUGCGGUGGGACGUGGCACUCGCGGCUUCAUCGCUCUCGAGUGGGCGACACAGCGCUUCGUAUUCAUCAAAGAUACCUGGCGCCCCUUCUACGCCGGCCUGCCGAGCGAAGGCGAUGUGCUCAAGACACUCAACGAGGGCUCCGUUCGCAACGUCCGCACCCUGGUCUGCUAUGAGGAUGUCCCUGGCCACGAGACGGAGACGUCGCACUACUCUCCGGUCACUGGCAACAACCGGCGGACGAUCGACCUCAGCAUGCGCAGGCCGGUUCCUGAUGAGGCGCAGGCCGCGUCCACGCACAAGUGCGGCACCGCCUCGCCCGCGACCCGACCCCUUCCCUCCACCCCUCGCCGCCGACACGCCGAGGCCGGCACGAAGCGCACGCGCGAUGAGCGGCAUGCGCAGGAGGAGAGCGCGUAUACUGAGGAGCAUCCAAAGAAAGCCAAGGCGAAGAAGCCCAAGUUCAUCCAAGGCACAAGAUUGCGCCAUAUGCUACACCAUCGCAUAGUCGUCAAGGAGGUUUGCAAGGAUUCGAUCGCGUUCACCUCCGGACGUCAGUGGGCGAGGAUGAUUCUCCAAACGCUGUACGCCCAUCACGACGCGGUUGAGAAAUGUUAUAUCGUACACCGCGAUGUUAGCACCGGUAACAUCCUCAUGUACCCCGUGAUCACAUGGGGAGCGGAUAAGAAGGCGCUAGGGGUCACACAGACGGGUUUGCUUGCCGACUGGGAACUCGCCAAGGAUAAGAGGAUCGAAUACGCGCGGCAGAUUGCACGUACGGGGACCUGGCAAUUCAUUCCGGUCCGUUGUCUGCUGGACCCCCGGUCGGCGAUACGGAUCGCAGACGAACUCGAAUCGUUCUUCCACGUGUUCCUCUACAACUCGGUCCGCCUCGUCCCUAGCAAUCUGCUGGAUGUUCAGCAUUUCGUGCGGUCCUACUUCGAUGCACGCCACCCGCAUCCCACGAAGAUCGGCGAAAUCAGCGUCUCCAAAGACAAACACGAUGCCAUCGUGAACGGCAAGAUCACGACUACGAGCGCACUGGUAGAACUCGCUUUCGCGUCCCCCAGGCGGAAUGCUCCACAUCCUUUCAACGCACUUAUCGCGGAACUCCUGAAGCACUUCAAGUCUCGAUACGCCGUUGGUCGCUGGACCGAAUGGGAGGCCCUGAACGCCGCGCGCAAGACCACCGACGAGGAACCCUCGAAAGCCGCCAAGACGCCCACGUUGCCUCCGGUCCGCGAAGAGACCACCCCGCCUGCUGAGGACUCCGACGAGGAGUCUGACCAAGAUUGGGACCUGAAGCCAGUCGCUCGUAAGAGCAAGACAGGGAACUCGAUCAGGCCCAAAGCCCUCCUGAAGCCCGAUCCGGAGGCUCCACCGCGUCCUGACGAUCACGAUUUCGCGCGUUCCGCCGCGCUCGACACGCACGACGCGAUCAUCGGCAUCUUCGAGCGCUUCGUUGUGCAGGACAAGGCGAAGAAGGAGGACAGGGUGAAAUGGCCCAAGAAAGACCUGAUGGAGAAGGACGCGCUCGCGCAGUACGUUCCGCCGCCUCGUCGGCGGGCACCGAAGAGGGUCAGGACGGACCUGCUCCCUCCGGUCGCUGCUUGGACGAUGUCGACGGAAGAGGAUGGGAUGGAUGACUCGCCGACGACCCGUCGGAGAACCCGUGCUCCACAGACUAUCACGCUGGGGUAG
Molecule: messenger RNA, 2781 nt
Organism: Epithele typhae
Lineage: Eukaryota; Fungi; Basidiomycota; Agaricomycetes; Polyporales; Epitheliaceae
Exons: 5
Coding region: 1-2781 (926 amino acids)
Biological process (GO): protein phosphorylation
Molecular function (GO): protein kinase activity
Source: RefSeq, a predicted model, not a curated record